CUACUCCACUGAGAUAGGUCUUCGGAAUGAAAGAGUGGAGUUAAAAUGGAUAGAUUCGAAUUCGUGCAAGAUAUAGGGUCUGGAAACUUCGGCAUAGCACGGCUAAUGCGUGAGAAGGAAACAGGGGAGCUUGUGGCUGUCAAAUUCAUCGAGCGUGGCGAGAAGAUUGAUGAGAAUGUUCAGCGGGAGAUCAUAAAUCACCGGUCACUGAGACAUCCCAACAUCAUUCGCUUCAAGGAGGUUAUGCUUACUCCUACACACUUGGCGAUUGCUAUGGAGUACGCGGCGGGCGGGGAGCUCUUUGAGCGCAUUUGCAAUGCGGGAAGAUUUAGCGAAGACGAGGCCAGGUUUUUCUUCCAGCAACUUAUAUCGGGUGUCAGUUACUGUCAUCAAAACGAAAUAUGCCAUCGAGAUCUCAAGCUGGAAAACACCUUACUCGAUGGGAGCCCCGCACCACGUCUUAAGAUCUGUGACUUCGGCUACUCGAAGUCAGCCGUGUUGCAUUCUCAACCAAAGUCGACCGUGGGAACCCCUGCAUACAUUGCUCCGGAGGUGUUGUCUCGAAAAGAAUACGAUGGCAAGAUUGCAGAUGUGUGGUCGUGUGGUGUAACCCUGUACGUGAUGCUUGUAGGAGCGUAUCCGUUUGAGGAUCCUGAGGAUCCUCGCAACUUCAGAAAGACAAUUGGUAGAAUUCUUAGCGUGCAGUAUUCAAUCCCAGAUUAUGUGCGGAUUUCCAGCGACUGCCGGCAUUUACUCUCUCGCAUCUUUGUUGCAAAUCCAUCCAAGAGAAUCACCAUCCCUGAGAUCAUGCGCCACCCAUGGUUUCUUAAGAACCUUCCAAUCGACUUGUUGCAAGGAGCGGACGCAAGCUACGAAUUCGACGACACCAAUCAGCAAAGCGUGGAGGACAUCAUGAGAAUCAUCGCGGAGGCAAAGACUGGAGGGAUUCCUGGGGACCUGCUGGAUGAUAUGGGAUUGGAAUUGGAGCUGGACAACGACAUUGACCCGGACGUGGAGAGCAGCGGCGAGUUCGUGUCUGGUGUGUACUGAGGAACUUGGCUGUUGGCCACGCUGGCGCUAUUAUUUUAGGGCAAAUAAAGGAGCAAGAAGAAGAGGGAGGGCAGCCA
This is a messenger RNA of Selaginella moellendorffii, 1127 nucleotides long. Its product is annotated as serine/threonine-protein kinase SRK2A. The transcript is spliced from 9 exons. NCBI's taxonomy places the organism in Eukaryota, Viridiplantae, Streptophyta, Lycopodiopsida, Selaginellales, Selaginellaceae. The record is from RefSeq and is a predicted model, not a curated record. Gene Ontology annotation, molecular function: ATP binding; protein serine/threonine kinase activity. Gene Ontology annotation, biological process: protein phosphorylation; intracellular signal transduction. Bases 46 to 1050 code for a protein of 334 amino acids.